AUGGCUGAGCAAGUCGAUCUGUCCACCAUACCCGUCUCGCCUGAGGGCGGCAACGACCCCUCCGCCUCCACCGACGCCGCCGCCUCGUCCUCCAGCAAGCCCGUCACCGUUUUUGACGACAAGGAUAACUUCAACGUCAAGCAUCCUCUGGCACACGACUGGACCCUCUGGUUCACCAAGCCCCCUUCUGGCAAGGGCGACAACUGGAAUGAUCUUCUGAAGCAGGUCAUCACCUUCAACUCGGUCGAGGAGUUCUGGGGCAUCUAUAACAACAUCGCGCCGGUCUCUGAUCUCGCCCUCAAGUCCGACUACCACCUCUUCCAGGCCGGCGUGCGGCCAGAGUGGGAAGACCCCCAGAACAAGCACGGCGGCAAGUGGUCCUACCAGUUCAAGGAGAAGCGCAACGUCAACAUCGACGAGCUGUGGCUGCACGUCAUGCUGGCCGCCAUCGGCAACACGCUCGAGGACGAGGAGGAUGGUGAGGUCAUGGGCGUUGUCGUCAAUGUCCGCAAGGCCUUCUACCGUAUCGGUGUCUGGACUCGUACCGUCGGCAAGAGCAUACCCAACCGUGGCGACGGUGACGUGGCCGGCGGCAAGGGCCGGACCCCCGAGAAGGGCAAGGAGGUUCUCAUGACCAUCGGCCGCCGCGUCAAGGAGGUCCUGAAGCUCCCCCCCAACGAGAUGCUCGAGUUCUCGAGCCACACCGAGGCUGCACAUGCUGGUAGCACGCGGGCCAAAGCUAAGAUCACGGUCUAA
Diaporthe citri is the source of this 756-nucleotide messenger RNA. RefSeq lists its product as uncharacterized. The coding region runs from base 1 to 756 and encodes 251 amino acids. Gene Ontology annotation, biological process: translational initiation. Gene Ontology annotation, cellular component: eukaryotic translation initiation factor 4F complex. The transcript has 3 exons. The record is from RefSeq and is a predicted model, not a curated record. Gene Ontology annotation, molecular function: translation initiation factor activity; RNA 7-methylguanosine cap binding. NCBI's taxonomy places the organism in Eukaryota, Fungi, Ascomycota, Sordariomycetes, Diaporthales, Diaporthaceae.